Molecule: messenger RNA, 2022 nt
Organism: Adineta steineri
Lineage: Eukaryota; Metazoa; Rotifera; Eurotatoria; Adinetida; Adinetidae
Source: the annotation of a GenBank genome assembly
AUGGCCACUAACAAAUCUAGUGUCUCCACGAGAGCAACUGCAAAUCGACUUCUUAACAUGCAAAGAAUGCAAAAUGUCCUCCUCAUUUGGUUGGACAACAAUAUUAAUGAAAAUAAUGCUGAUUGUAGCAAUACAAUCAAACAACUGAAACGUGUAGUUAACAACGUAAACACGUUCACAAAUGGUGAAGAAUGUGUCGAAUUUAUUCAAACCAUUAACAACAACAAAGUAUGUAUGAUUGUUUCUGGUUCACUUGGACAACAGACUGUGCCUCAUGUGCAUAAUAUGUCUCAAGUAGAUACCAUUUUUAUUUUUUGUAACAAUCAAGAAUGCCAUAUACAAUGGGCAAAAGAAUGGCCUAAAAUAAAAGGAGUCUUCACAGAUAUGACAUUAAUCUGUGAUGCUCUCAAGCCAGCUGCUCACCAAUGUGAGCAAAAUGCCACAUCAAUCAGCUUUGUGGCAUCAAACAAGAAAUUGGAUCAAUUAGAUCCAACCUUUAUAUAUACUCAGAUAUUGAAAGAGAUCUUAUUAACUAUUAACUUCGAAGACAAACAUUUUAAAGAAUUUAUUAGUUACUGUCGUGAAGUAUAUAAAGAUGAUGAGAAUGAAUUAAAAAAUGUUAAUCAAUUACAAACAACAUACAAAAACAACAUACCCAUAUGGUGGUAUACAUGGGAUGCAUUCUUAUAUCGUAUGCUCAAUCAAACGCUAAGAUUAAUGGAUGUUGAUAUGAUUAUUCGCAUGGGUUUCUUUAUCAAGGAUCUACACUGUGAUAUUCAACGACUACAUUCGGAACAAUUUGAUGAUCAUCCACCAGGUGAAACAGUUAUACUCUAUCGUGGACAAGGUCUUUCAAAAGAAAAUUUCACCGAAAUGACAAAAACAAAAGGUGGACUUCUUUCAUUUAGUAACUUUUUAUCAACUAGUAAAAAUCGAGAUGUUUCUCUUAACUUUGCACAACAAACUGCUACAAAUCCUGAUCUUAUUGGAAUUCUGUUUGUUAUGUCAAUUAAUACUGCGCGCUCAACAACUCCAUUUGCUUCUAUUACAGAUGUUAGUUAUUUUCAUACAGAAGAUGAAGUUCUCUUUUCUAUGCAUACCAUUUUUCGCAUUGGAGACAUUAAACCAAUGGAUGGAAACAACCAUCUCUAUCAAGUGAAUUUGACAUUGAUCAGUGAUAACGAUCAAGAUCUUCGAACUCUUACUGAUCGUAUACGGCAGGAGACCUUUCCAGAUAGCGAAGGAUGGUUCAGAUUAGGUAAAUUGCUAUUUAAAAUGGGUCAGUUUAAUAAGGCUCAAGAAGUUUACGAAAUUUCACUUCAUCGAACAACGGAUGAAAGUAACAAGGCCUAUAUUUACCACCUAUUAGGUAUGAUCAAAAAUGAUCAAGGAGAAUAUCAAGACGCACUGACAUAUUAUGAAAAAUCACGUGAUAUCUAUGAAAAAACACUUCCUUCCAAUGAUAUUAAUUUGGGCAAUAUCUAUAACGACAUCGGUGUGGUGUAUGAAGAUCUAGGUGAUUAUCCGAAAGCACUCUCCUCUCAUGAAAAAGCUCUUGCAAUCAAACAACAAUCACUUCCUUCCAAUCAUCCUAGUUUGGGUGGUCCGUAUAGCAACAUCGGUAAUGUGUCUUACGCUACGGGUGAUUAUCCAAAAGCACUUUCAUCUCAUGAAAAGGCUCUUGCAAUUCAACAACAAUCACUUCCUUCCAAUCAUCCUAGUUUGGGUGCUUCCUAUAGCAACAUCGGUAAUGUGUCUUAUGCUAUGGGUGAUUAUUCAAAAGCACUUUUAUCUCAUGAAAAGGCUCUUGCAAUUCAACAACAAUCACUUCCUUCCGAUCAUCCCGAUCUGGGUGCUUCCUAUAAAAACAUCGGUACGGUGUAUGUGAAGAUGGAUAACUAUUCAAAAGCUCAUUCAUUUUUUGAACGUGCUGUACAAAAUGCAGAACAAUCAUUACCAACAAAUCAUCCUGAUCUUCUAAAAUUGAAAAGAAACCUCGAACGCAUAAAAAAGAAAUUAUAA